Molecule: messenger RNA, 833 nt
Organism: Parathielavia appendiculata
Lineage: Eukaryota; Fungi; Ascomycota; Sordariomycetes; Sordariales; Chaetomiaceae
Product: NAD(P)-binding protein
Exons: 4
Coding region: 1-654 (217 amino acids)
Molecular function (GO): oxidoreductase activity, acting on the CH-OH group of donors, NAD or NADP as acceptor
Source: RefSeq, a predicted model, not a curated record
AUGGGCCCGACCAUCGUCUUGAUCACCGGCGGAAACCGUGGCCUUGGACACGCGCUCGUCAAGCGGUUCCUAGCACUGCCCAACCACAGCGUCAUAGCCGCUGUGCGUGACCCGGGCCCCGGUACCACAUUGAUGACGGUCCAAUACAACGCCGGCAAGGAGCAGAGUGCUGUGGACGCCGUCGCCCAACUUCAGACGGAAAACGGCAUCGACCACCUGGACAUCGUCGUUGCCAACGCCGGCAUCUCGAAGCAGUGGCCAUUGGUCAACGACGUCCACUUGGCCGACAUCCGAGAGCAUGUCGAGGUCAACGUCCUGGGUGUCGUCUCGCUGUACCAGGCAACGCGCCCCUUGCUGCAACAGCAACAACCCCCGGUGCCCAGCGCCUCGUACGGGCCAUCAAAGGCCAUGCUCAACUGGUACGGGGUCCGGAUCAACGCCGAGGACGAAUGGCUCAUUUCCUUCAUACUGGACCCCGGUUGCGUUCAGACCGACAUGGGAAACAGGGCGGCGCAAGCCUGGGGUAUGGGCGAGGAGGCGCCUGUCGAGCUCGAUGACUCUGCCGACGGUAUGUUCAAGGUCCUCACAGCGGCCAUCAAGGGGACAGUGGACGGGAAGCUUAUACUGUACAGUGGCGAGAUUCGGGAAUGGUGAUCCUGAUGGGAGAAUGGGACUUUGGACUCGCCAGGAACGCACGAAGAACGAAGACGGCGCGUUGGACUAUUGGCUUAUGGCUUCGGGCUGAAGCUAUCGGUGCCACUUUUCCGUUGCCAUCCAGCAGACGGCUCGGCAGAUACGAGGGAAUUUUGCGAGAGCAAGAGCUAGAUAAAAGG